CAUAUGGUUGUAAAUAUACUUUAAAAUUCCAUAAUGAGUGCAACAAAAAAUAAGAGAAAUAUCGAACUUUAUAAAGGUGUCGAUUUUAGGAGAGAACUCACUUUUCGUGAGAAAAAGGUGGCAGAAAUUAAACGUGAAAAAAUGAAGAUCUUAGCUGAUGUCAAACCAGUGCCAAAAUACAUGAUAACGGUUGAUCUUUCCCAUGCUAGGGGGAACCUAGAUGCUUUACGGAUGUGUUUGUCAGAAUUGGAAUGGAAACAAUACCCAUUUGGAAGAAAAGACCAGCACUGUGACAUACACUGGCAGUGCCAGAACUUUGAGCAGAACCCUGACCUGUAUGGCGGUAAAGUUAACAAGUUCCCAGGUAUAAGCUGUAUUUGCAGUAAGAACAAUUUGUUUCGGGUCCUAGAUCAGAUGCGUGCCUUGUACCCGGAUGACUAUGACUUUUAUCCGAGGACCUGGUACCUUCCGGAACAACUUCAACAAUUAGCUCAUGAUAUACGCAAAAUGAAUGAAAAACGUGUCAAACCACGUCCCACAUUUAUCGUGAAACCAGACACUGGCUCUCAGGGAGAAGGUAUUUACCUUAUACGCGAUGUUCAGGAUUAUUUAGUCAACAACGGUCGAGCGAAUGUUUGUCAAGAGUACCUCAGUGAUGUGUUCCUUAUUGACAAAUUCAAAUUUGACCUCAGGGUGUACGCGGUUCUUAAAUCUGUUGAUCCGUUAGAACUCUACAUCUGCAAGGAAGGUCUAGCAAGAUUUUCGACAGUUCCAUACGAAAGUCCAACAAGUCGAAAUAUACACGAAACAUUUAUGCAUUUAACUAAUUAUUCACUGAAUAAAAAGAGUACGUCAUUUAAUCGUUCUGAUCGAGAUGAUGAAGGUAGUAAAAGAACGUUAACAAGUGUGUUCAGUAGAAUGCAAAGACACGGCUAUAAUACGGACAAAAUUUGGAAGAGGAUCGAGCAUAUAAUCGUCAAAACUAUGAUUGCAAUUAUUCCGGACAUGAAGAUAGAGAUGCUGGCUGCGUUACCACCAAAUAAACCAGGGCCAACAUGCUUCCAGAUAUUGGGUUUUGAUAUACUUCUACUGCACAACCUGAAACCCAUCCUGCUGGAGAUAAACAGCAGCCCGAGUCUUCGUAUUGACAGUGAGGUAGAGGUCGCCCCGGGAGUCGUGGAUUAUGUCCCUAGUCCCAAAGAUGAGGAGGUGAAGAUACCUCUGAUCAGAGACACCCUGUUGCUGGUCGCUCCAAAAAAGAAAGUUAACUAUCUAGAAAGUUUCAGAGAGGUGGUUCAUGGGGAGACGUGUAAAUCAUUCGCGUCAGAACGUCAGAAACGAAGAAGGGCGAGGCGAGAACGUCGUAGACAGAAACGUGACGAAGAUGAUCGAAAGCGUAAAGAGGAGGAAGCUAGUCGACCUCCGGUUCAACACGAACGUGACGGUGUGAUUCAUGUUGAAACGCAGCACCCACGCAGUAGUAUCGUCAUUAUAAAAUCUCAGGAAGACGAUGACCCGCCAAAGAAAUUAAAUCGGGAAAGUUCAUUCCUGUUGCCGAGUGUUCAUAAUGUGUUUACGAAUCGUAACGAGAACGAUUAUUUCAAUAAAGAUCAGAAUCAAAACAGUUUAAAAAACGAUGAAAUGGAUAGUUUGACGUUUGGUUACGGUGAACGAACAGAUUUUAUUGAUAGAAUAGAAGAUGAUGAAAAUGUGACCGUGGAAAGAUUGACACGUGAGAACUUAAUAGACCACGAAAAUAGUCAUACGAAAGAAAUGUAUUCAAAAAGUAAUAUUGGAAAUAAAACUUCUACUGGUAAUCAGUAUGAUCAAGAUAUAGAUAAUACUGGUAAUGAAAUAAAUAAUGAUAUGCGAUAUAGUGAUAAUAAAGAUAGCGAUUAUAUGAUUGGUCAAGGUGAUGGUUGCCAUAACGACAGAGGUACGGAGGAGAGUAGUAACAGUGAAGAAGAAAUUGACUCGGAACCUUACGUGAGUUGUCUCAAAGAGUUGUACCCUGAUCCACUCGCAAAGAAAUUUGAACAUUUAAGAAUUUAUGAAAAGUUGGCAGAGGUGUUUAUGGUAUCACUUGGAGUGAGGGCUACACAGAGGCUCGGACCUACAGGAUUCCGCACAUUCUCUAGGAAAUGCCGUUUGAAUAAGAAGGGCAUUACAAAUGCUACCAUAGAUAUUCUAUUUAUAGACAUGCAGAGGAAAUGGGAGCAUGUGAAUCCGGAGCGAACCACUGGUAAACCUGGACUUGGUUUCCGUGGUUUCCUUGACGCUUGCCAUGAAAUAGCUCGUAGAAAGUUUGCGAAUGGCAACAUGUUACAAACAAUGGAAGACUUUAUAGAUUACUGCCUUGAUAAUUUACACGAGGACCAGCUGUUUCAGGCGCGCUGCAAUCCUCGUUUACUGCCACGUAGGGCGAGACCACACGGUUAUCCUAUCUUAGAACCGAUGGUUUCACCCACUAGUCCAAUGAUCUUAGAGGAAAAUAUAGGUGUGCUUUUAGAAAGUCGCCUGGCCGGAAGAAAUUACUCAAAACCGACGUCUGCAGAGGACGUGGACCAGUUUCUACGAAGACAUGGACAAUUAAGAGCUCUUAAAACAACAGUAAAGAGAGUAAAAUCUAGAAAUAAAAAGAAGGAAAAAGAUGAAUAAUGUGCAAAAUUACAGUGUACAUAGUUUGCUACAGAGAGUACGUGGAGUAAAUGCCAGAACGUAAAAGAAAGAAAUAGAAGUAGACAUGAUAAGGUGAAGAAAAGUUAAAAUUAUAAUUGAAAGUUAGCAUGUUAGAUUUUUUUUGUGCAUAGGAUGGCUUUCUUGUCUAAAAGAAAAAGGUAGCUAAAUAAGUUGUCUAAUUUAUAAUAUGAGUCUCUCAUGACCAAGACAAAAUGCUCCACAUAGAAAGUAUACUCUUCUACUUUUUGUCUAAAAGGGUUUUAAUCCACAAUUCUUACCAAUCUGAUCUGAUAUUAAAGUGUUUGUACUGAAUCAUGCAAAAUGUCAUACACAUUAAUGGUGCAUUUCUUCAUACAUGUAUCUAUGUAAAGACUGUCCACGUAGCUCAAUAGGGAGAGCAUGAGAUAAGUUAUCAAGGGGACACUAGUACGAUUCUAGGUAAAGGCGUAACUGUCGGUGACAAUUGAUCUUGUUAACCUUGAGUCUUAUGGUCAUAAAAUUUUGUCUCUCACCACUGCUUCAGAUAUCGUAUGGGUUCAGUUGUCAAUCACUUGUGGAGAAAUGAGUCAUCACUGGUUAGUUAUCCAGGAAAGCCGGUUAGGGAGAUUGUCUACAAAUAUAUGAUCUGACAGGCAUGUAUUAAAAUCAGCAUAAGAAGCAGAGAUUAUUGGCUGUGAAUCAUGCCAUUAUGGCCAAGUAAAAUAUUGACUGAAUUGUAACUUAUAAAGUCAUAUUUUAAUAACAAAUUAUUGUAUGUUUUGCUCAGAAUUUUAAAUUUUAGUAAAUUGGAUAAAAUUGAACAAUUUUUUAAGGCUUAUUUAUCCAUGCUUUAUAAAUGUGUGUGCAAUACUGCAUGUUUAUGCAUAUUUAUAUUUUCUUGUUAGAUUUGUUUUGUGCUUGUUUUUGUUGGUUUUUCUAUAUACAUGUAUAUUUUAUUUGAUAGCUAGACCAAAAUUUGUUACAUUUUUUUUCCAAAGGUAUUACAUACUUUCGUAUGUUAAGAACACAGUACCUGUUUGUAUGUUUUCAGAUUUACUCAAAUAUAUUCAUGAUAUUGGUUAUCUCCCCUUGAAAAUUUAUUUGUGAAAUUGAAAUAAAUUAUAAAAGAAUCUUUCACACUGAUACGGAUGCGAUCAUUAAUUAAAAAAAUACAGUUUGCUUUGGUUCACAUGACAAAAAUGUGCAAAGUAUGAUACAGCAAUGGUUUUCUUUUAAUCUUUUUUAAUACCUUUUAUUGUUUUUUGUUAGUUUUCUUUUCUUUUUUCUCGUUAUUUCCCAUUUUUGGUCUUCAGAGAUUACUUUAUAAGCUGCAUGCCUCCAGAUGAAUUGAUGAUCCAAAAUAUUUCAUAAGUCAAACUUUAGAAAAAUGUACUAAGAUUUUAAGAAAAUUAAAAAGAUUCAAGUAAUAAUUUACAUAUUUAGUGCAAUUCGUAACUGAUUUUGCAGUAUUUAUCACUAUUCAAUUGCAUGACUAAUGCAGUAAAGGCUAUUUUUGCAAAAUUUUACCCCCUUUUUGGUCAUUUACGUGAAUUGUAAAAACCAUUCGCUAUUAGUAAAAUACGUUCUUUGUUCAUUUCACAAUUUUUCAUUUUUAAAUGCAUUUUCAAAAAUUCACGAAAAAUAGCAUGAAUCAGGAGGCAUGCUUUAAAACAGUGUGUGAAAAAUGUAAUCAAUGACAUCAAUUCAGGUGAAAUUCAAGGUUAAAAGGUCAAAGGAGAGUUUAGAUUUCUCGAUCAGCCCAAAUAAAAACCAUAGUUUAAAAUUACAGAUGAAAUUCGACUUAUUAUAGAUCCACAGUUAUUGCCCCUGACUUCAAUAAAAAGUGUGCAUGUUAAAUGUUUGUUUGUUUUUUUCCCCAUCAGUGUGUUGUGUUAAGGAUAAAAUGUUGUUAUAAUUUGUUUGUUGGGUUUUGGAAAAGUUAAGAUUAUUGUUUUGCUCAAUUUUGUUUUUGGAGAACCUUUUUGUCCUCCUGUGUUACUUUUGUUCUCCUGUGAUACUGUAAACUUUUAUAUACAUGUAUAUUGUAAUUUUAACCCUUAAUCUGCUGGAACAGAAAUUGAUAAGACUUUGCCUACAGUUUAGAACCUAGCCUGAUAUUGGACAACCUCAAUUUUGCAUCAAAGUGUGAUGGUCAGUUCAAAAAAUAGAAGCUGGGCAAAUCAAUUUAAGAAAAUCAGCAGGUUAACGGUUAAAUGCCAAAUCUAUUUGUGUGUUAAUGUGAUGAAGAUAUAUUUGCCAUUGAUUUAAUUUUAUGUAAAACAGAGAAUUUUAUAUAAAAUGUCUGUUAUAUAAAACAUGAUCAAAUGGAAGAUUAAAAGAUGUGGGAUAUAAAAGAAUUAAAUAUAUUACUUUCAUUAUUUUUUAGCCAAAAUAGUGAUUUGGGUAUCUUUUGUCCUUGACCAUUAGGACUGCUGUCCAUCCAUAGAUUUGACAAAACAGUGGAAUGUAGGGGCUUUCAUGUCCUAUGGCCAUAUUUUUAGUUUCUUAUAUAUUGAAAUUUGAUGACUUGUAUCAUUCAUGAAGUUUUUGUUUUUGUCUCCAUGAAAAACAUUUCUUUACUCACAAACAUUUCUCAAC
Messenger RNA from Ruditapes philippinarum (Manila clam), 5256 nucleotides. Its product is annotated as tubulin polyglutamylase TTLL11-like. The transcript is spliced from 9 exons. The record is from RefSeq and is a predicted model, not a curated record. Lineage: Eukaryota; Metazoa; Mollusca; Bivalvia; Venerida; Veneridae. Bases 34 to 2658 code for a protein of 874 amino acids. Gene Ontology annotation, molecular function: tubulin-glutamic acid ligase activity; tubulin binding. Gene Ontology annotation, biological process: protein polyglutamylation; microtubule cytoskeleton organization. Gene Ontology annotation, cellular component: cilium.